Molecule: messenger RNA, 1089 nt
Organism: Lasiodiplodia theobromae
Lineage: Eukaryota; Fungi; Ascomycota; Dothideomycetes; Botryosphaeriales; Botryosphaeriaceae
Exons: 1
Coding region: 1-1089 (362 amino acids)
Molecular function (GO): nucleic acid binding
Source: RefSeq, a predicted model, not a curated record
AUGGCCAAACUUACAGAUUUACCACGGGAGCUCCGCCAAAAGAUCCUCCUCGCGGCCGUGCAGCAAGAAGACCGGCUAGUCGGCAGCACAUGGCCGCAAACCAUCACCACGCUCCUGCGCGUGUGCAAGACUCUCCGACGGGACAUGCCAUGGGUGCUCAACACAUGGUCUCCACAGCGCUGGCUGCAGCGCCCCUCCGACCUCACAACACUCCCCACCUCCCUGACGAUCGACGGCGUCGCCUGCGGCCCGUUCGCGGCAAAACCCAUGCACACCCUGCGCAUCAGCAUCUUCCACGACGCAUUGCCGGCCAACAUCCGCAAAGCCGACUGGGCCAUGAGCCGCGCCGAAGUCCUGCAUCCAGAACUCAUCGACGCCUGGAAUGCCUUCGUCCCGCAGCUGCCCGUGGACGAGGGCAUCCGCCCCACCGUCCUCCUCGACGUCACGCCCGCGCCGGGCUGGAUGCGCGCGGGGGGCCACGUGUGCGAGCUGAACGCAUUGCUGCUAGACGACCGCACGGCGCGCAUCUUCAUGAGCUGGCAGGUCGACGGCAUCGCGGAUCUCGUGCUGCGCGUGCACCGGCACUACGCGGGGAACGUGGACGUCAAGCUGACCGGCGCGCUGGCCGUGAAGAGCUCGCAGUUCGUGGCGGGGGUGGUCCAUCGGUUGCUGUGGAACAACGGCAUCCGCGUCCAUUUCGUCGGCGAGUACGUCGACCCGGCGCGCGCGGGGCUGGGGAUGAUCAGGCAUGCUGUGCAGCGCCUGGCGCCGAAGAAAAAGACGGCCGAGGUAGAGGACUGGGCGAGGGCGGUGAGGUUGGCGCCGCUGAGGAAGGUGGAGUGGUCGAAGAAGUCGGUUAAGUUGUUUGAUAGGGCUUGUGAUGGAGGGAGUGUGGAGGCGGUGACGGAUGAUUUAAGGGAAGUGGCGGAGCUGAUGGUUGAUGAAAGGAGGACCCGUUUGGAGAUGCCGCCGUUCGGGAAUGCACAUCGUGCUAUGGUACACAGCGUGGCGCAGGAUAUGGGCCUGUUGACGGCGUCGGAAGGGGAGGGCGAGAAUCGAUAUGUCGUUAUCACCAAGAAGUCUCUUUGA